AUGGAUUACUAUGCCGAACCAGUCUCCAUCGUGCUAGAUUCGCCCGAUGAUUGGUUGGCUUGGGACUCGCAUAUAAGAGGGCUGGCCAUGUGCUAUGGAAUACUAGAUAUUUUGCUGAAGAAGAAACCGCGCCCCGCGGAACCGAUUCACCCUGACGAUUUGGAACCCGAAGUGACCAAUCAGAGCGCUGCACCGAACAAUCAAGCUGCGCAAGAUACGCGAGAGCAAGCGAGACGAUCAGCUGAGGGAGAUGAACGGACGACACAAGUGAGCCAAUCAACAGCGUCAGAUCAACAAGCGAGACGAUCAGCUGGAGCAGAUCUCGAUCCGAAAACCUUAUAUGAUCGUCAAGUCAGCCGCUGGAAGAGACAAUAUAAGGAAUGGGAGAAGGCAGAGAAUGGCCUACGAGCUAUCUGGCGAGAGAUAGAGCAGACGGUAGCGCAGAGACACCUUAGACGGCUAACCAGCGAAUCAGAUUUUGCCAUUGAGAGGUAUUGGAAGCUGAAGGCUAAGCUGGAACCAAAGAAGGAAGAUCAGAUAUCG
Aspergillus novofumigatus IBT 16806 is the source of this 543-nucleotide messenger RNA. RefSeq lists its product as uncharacterized. The annotation marks the transcript as partial. NCBI's taxonomy places the organism in Eukaryota, Fungi, Ascomycota, Eurotiomycetes, Eurotiales, Aspergillaceae. The transcript has a single exon. The record is from RefSeq and is a predicted model, not a curated record.